AUGAAUAUCAAAAGAAGAGGGGGAAAUGUGGGUUUAAAACUUGAUAUAUCUCAAGCUUAUGGCACUAUAAGCUGGGAAUUUUUAGUAACAGUUUUGAAGAAAUAUGGUUUCUCAGAGAAGUUUUCAAACUGGAUUAUGACUUUACUAAAAACAAAAAAAAAUUAUAUAAUGUUGAAUGGUGGACCUAUUGGGUUUUUUGGUGUUGUAAGAGGGGUGAAACAUGGAGAUCCCUUAUCUCCAAUUCUUUAUGUUUUGGCUGCUGAUACACUAAGUAGGAAUUUGUCUCAACUCAUUCAAGAGAGGAAAAUACAUCCCAUGGUCAUCAGGAAAGGUAUUUACCCAUCCCACUUAUUUUUUGCUGAUGAUAUUUUUAUCUUCUGCAAUGGAUGUAAACAAUCAUUGGUUCAUCUUAAACAUCUACUAGUAGAAUAUCAAAGAGCUUCAGGUCGACUAGUAAGUGUUGCCAAGAGUAAAAGUUUUAUUGAUGGGACUUCUAAUGCCAGACAAACUCAGAUUGCAGAAUAUAUGAAUAUGAAAUUGUAUGUUUUUCCUGAUAAGCAUUUGGGCGUGAUUCUAGUUCAAGGGAAAGUUAAAACUGAACAUUUUUGGUCCUUUGUGGAGAUGUUUCAACAGAGAUUGGUUACUUGGAUUGGUAAACUCUUAAAUUUUCAAGCCAGAUUAACUCUUAUUAAAUUUGUCUUAAGUAGUAUCCCCAUAUAUAACAUGUCCAUAUAUAAGUGGCAUAAAAAAAUUAUUGCUGCUUGUGAAAGAAUCCCGAGGAAUUUUUUAUGGAGUGGGAACGCUGAAGAAAAGAAAUAUAUCACUAUUGCUUGGGAUAAGGUUUGUGCACCAUUGGAGGAAGGUGGUUUGGGUAUUAGAAAGUUUGAGGAUAUUAAUAAAGUUUAUUGA
Molecule: messenger RNA, 909 nt
Organism: Papaver somniferum (opium poppy)
Lineage: Eukaryota; Viridiplantae; Streptophyta; Magnoliopsida; Ranunculales; Papaveraceae
Exons: 1
Coding region: 1-909 (302 amino acids)
Source: RefSeq, a predicted model, not a curated record